This is a messenger RNA of Diprion similis, 2804 nucleotides long. It is a transcript of the gene Sclp, whose product is annotated as leucine-rich repeat-containing protein 20. The coding region runs from base 554 to 1186 and encodes 210 amino acids. The record is from RefSeq and is a predicted model, not a curated record. The transcript has 4 exons. Gene Ontology annotation, molecular function: protein binding. NCBI's taxonomy places the organism in Eukaryota, Metazoa, Arthropoda, Insecta, Hymenoptera, Diprionidae.
UCAGCUGAUCAGAGAUACAUCUCUGGUGGGAGAGAGCGGAAGGCUUAAAUAGCACCGUUCGCCGCUCAAACGAACCAGUACUAACAUUCAAUUUCCAACAAAACGGCACUCCACUUGUUUCCGAUCAACCGUCGGUCUGGCUAGCUGAAAGGAAAACACAACUUUCGUUCAGGAGCCUAGAAGUUGAUUAGCAAAUUCUAAUCGUAAAAGAAGUGGCGGUAAUAUUGUCCAGUCAGUAUUCAGAAAUAGAAUUUAAAAAAAAAGAACGCGGCGCGGGAAAUUUGUUUAAUCUGAAUAAUACAACCGACCUUUAAUUCCGCUGCAAAAUCCGUCAGGGAUAUUCUGCAAUUUGUCGAUGCAAGAGAUUACGUAAAACGUAGUUCGUACAUGAUAAGUGCGUCGAGUGUGUUCGUCGAAUACAUAUAUAUUUGUUCAGCAUUUUUCUUUGAGCACCAAGUUUGUCGGAUAAAGAGUUCGAGCCGCGAGUGUGUUCGAUAGAAUUGCGAAGAUUGCCGCUAAUCGACGGAACAAAGAUCAAAUAAGAAAAACCAAGAUGAAGCCCCCGUCGUAUAACACCGAAGAAGUACAGCGGAUCUCCCAGGAACAAGGAGAACGCAAUGUGGCGAUGGCUGUUUGCGUACAACUCGCUGGAAGAGCGAUCAUCAGGGUUGUGUCGAGAUGCGAAGCCGCUCAAGACAAUUGCAAUUUGGAUUUGUCCGAAUGUCAACUGAUGCAGGUGCCAGACGCGGUUUAUCACCUUAUGCGACACACAGAGCUGAAAAGAUGCAACCUUUCCGGCAACGUGAUUACGAAAAUCCCGCCAAAGUUUGCCGUCAAAUUUUCGCUGAUCAACGAAUUGAACCUGAGCCACAACCAAAUGAGUAAACUACCCGAGGAGCUUUCGGAAUUGCAGGCCUUGAAAAGGCUCGAUAUUUCCCAUAAUACCUUCAUUGCAUUACCACCCGUCACUUGCAGAAUACCUCAACUGGAACAACUGCUUGCCAACAAUAAUUCAAUCAUAGAUGUCGAUGUGGAAAGAUUGAGGCACGCACCGGCCCUGGAAUUUAUCGAUUUACAAAACAACCCGUUGACGUCGCGAGUUCACGACCUGCUUCAAACUUUGAUAGAAGUUAAAAUCGAGCUGACACCACGAGAGCGGGAAGACUGGGAAGAUCUCACAGUUUGAAAAUGAAGCUGGAGUGGCGCGUUUACCUGAUAAGAGAAGAAAUUGUCUGUUUUUUUUACAUAGAAGUGGGAAAAUAGAGUAAAAAGAUGUCGACCCAGUUGCACUUGUAUGUUAAUUCGAUCGAUUAAACGUGUCGAUUAGAGUAUUAGCAAAUCGGGACAAUGUGCGAUUCAUCAGAAUAUAGCCAAGUAUAAUUGUGUUUUACAUGUGCGGUGCAGAAAAGAGACUGACGGAACAAUAAUAUUUACCGGUGCGGGACACGUACGCCAAAGUGAUCUAAUUUCUUCAUCUUAUAAACACUAAUUAAAUGUAAUGUAAUAUAUAACACUUGUAACUCAUCCUAGAAACACCCUUGCAGAACAGUUGCGAUAUAAUUUUCGGAUAUAAUCCCGUAUUAUGCGAGUAAAUACAUACAAAUACGUACAUAGAAUAUUGGUGUAAUUGAAAGUCUUUCACAAACCACACGUUUACGAUUACUGUUCAUAAAGUCCAUUGCUAUCAAAACAACUACUGUGAUUAUAUAUAAGUAUAUCCAUUAUCGUAUUAUGUAUAAGAGAUUGUAAACGUAUUUUGUAGAAAAUUGUUACAUUUCGUGUUUUCUUUUUUAAUUGUUCAAUUUAUAAUCUUAUGAAAUUAUUCAUGAAAAUUAUACUGUAAUAACUAUGCAAAGGCAGAAAGGAAAAAAAACGAGAGAAACCAGAAGACUUAAGGACUCAUUUUAAGGCAACAGUUACGAACAACACUAGAAUAUUUGAACGUAAUAUCAUUAUUGCUCACAGUAGGUGUGUGUGUGAGUGUGUGUGGACAUACACACACGCACACACACGCACAAUAUUUUUUUUUGAUAUUUAGGUAUAUACACAUAUUCAAAGAUAUAUUGAUUGAUUUACAAACUAUUUAGACUUCUGCCAAAUAUGAAAAAAAAAAGAUUGCUAAACGUCAAAUAAUUAUUAUCUAUGUCAUUUUUUUGUACCAUGUAAACAAACUUGAAAUUUUCAACGAUUUAUUUGAUAACACAUGAUGCGUUCUCACAAGGGUGUGAUGUAUUAUACAUAUUGUAUAUGCAAUAUAUAUAUAAAUGAUGUAUUAGAACCCUAACGUUAUUUCUUGCUAACCCCAGUGUUAACUUAUUUAACACGUGUAUACUAUAUAUAUAUAUAAUAAUGAGUUAUUUUUUUUCUAUGAUGAAAACAAUUCAAUUUUGUGUUGUAUAUUGACCUGUCUGACUGCCAAUUUUUCAAUAAAUAAAUUAGUUGGUGGCUUGCUGAGUAUGAGUGGCUACUAGAUCAAUUAUUUAAAAUGUUUCAGGGCGGGUGAUAUACGUACAUACCUAUGUCAACAACAUCGCUCAAAGUUAGGGUAAAAACAAUGUUCUCGCCUUAAUCGAAAUAGCCGCCCAAGCUGCACAUGUUAUCGAAAGCAUUUUUGUGAUUUAGACAGAUUAUUUACAGCCUUUUGUGCCGAAAUGCCGAAGCACAUUACUAUUUGUAUUUAAUUUUAAAACGCCUGUCCUUUGUAAAGAUUGUAUCCUAUGUUUGAAAAAAGAAUUACCUUGUAUUACUCUGUAUUUCGAUCUAGUCAAUUGUCCAAUCGGACGUUGCAAUACAUUUUAUGAAAC